Cylicocyclus nassatus is the source of this 3876-nucleotide messenger RNA. The record is from the annotation of a GenBank genome assembly. Lineage: Eukaryota; Metazoa; Nematoda; Chromadorea; Rhabditida; Strongylidae.
AGAGUGGUUAGACCUGGUAUGGUUUGGAUAAGACCUGAAUAUCUGAUUCUCGGUCAACCAUUUUGGAGCACUGAACAAGAGAACCAGUAUUUCGCAAUUCAAAGAAGAAAAGGCCAUGGAACAAAAGGGUUUUCAUCUGUUCUUGUAGCAACAAUCGAUUCAGUGUUUGAUACUCGACCUGCACCAUAUCGUAUCAUUUAUAAAUACGACGACGAUGAUGUUCAAAUUGCCAUUGUUAUUGCUCAUGCCGUGCGCAAGAAUGAAAUCCAGGAACACUGGGAUUGGAUAGAGAGAAAUAUUAUGCCAACAGUAGCUUCAUUUACCACGGAACGGGAUGUCAGGACCUUCGUACUGUGCAGGGUGGAAAGUCUGGUCCACAUCGACGCCGAAUCUGUUGCUGCUACAGAAGAACUUGACUCGUUGGCUACUCGAUCUGUCUUCCAUAAGUUUAUCACUAUCUUCGCUUUGCCUUCAGAUGAAAAAUUAGUAAACUAUUAUAGCUGCUGUUAUUGGAAAAAUCGUUUUCCCAAUCAGGGACAAAUAUUCUUAUCCGUGAAUUUUCUUUGCUUUUAUUCUUUCGUCAUAGGAAAUGAAGUUAAAAUCAAGUUGAAAUGGACAGAUAUCACGAAACUUGACAAGGUUUCUACUAUUUUAUGGCCACAAAGUCUUCGAGUGGUAACGCGACAAGAAAGUUACGAGUUCUCCAUGUUUCUUAAUUUUGAUGAAACAUUCAAGUUGGCAUCACAACUUGCCAAUAUCGCUAUGAAACAGCUGAUCGAAGAAGAAGGCUUUUGCGAAGAUGCCGCUCUGAUGCAGAAAGCUUUUUCGGAAAGUGAACGAAAACGUGCCAAGAAAACGACGGCUUCAUUUUUGAAACGAGAUCUUGAUGCAAGGCAACGAAGCGAAAGCUACAGAUGUCGCUUCAGUUUGCCACAUACUGAGAAGUUGGAUGGUGACAUCGAAUGCCGCCUGUUCACGCCAUAUGAUCGUCGACAUGUUGUCGGACGACUCUACCUUUCUGCUCAUUUUGUCUGUUUUGCUAGUCGUACCGAACGAUUAGUGUCGGUUGUGCUCCCGGUUGUCGACAUAUCCUCCGUAGAAGAAUGUACAGCGGCAUAUGGAGAAAAUUUAACAAGAGGGUCUGGAUUGCUCAUUUGUUUGCAAAACGGGGGGACCAUAGUUUUUUCAUGGGUACCGGAUGGAGAUCGAGUACUCGCCAAAAUAACCACAUUUGCGGAACGAUAUCGGAUUGAAACAACAAUGAAGAAAGCGGCAGUAAAGGGUCCUCCACCUGCAAAGCUCGAAUGUCUUCAAUAUCCUCUGUAUCGCAAAUAUCCAUGUGUCACCGACGCAGACGAUAGUUGCCGGGAAAAAUGGAAACGACUUUUUGAUGAUUUUGGAAGAGGAACAACUAUGUACCGAACAGUGGAACUACAUCGACUACUUCUAGAGGGCGUCCCCAUCGAUCUUCGAGGAGAGAUAUGGAUGACUUGUUCCGGAGCCAGAGCAGAGAUGGAGCUGAAUCCUGGUUAUUAUGAAGAAUUAUUGAGAAAACAUGAGUCGGUUUAUACGAUAGCACUCGACGAGAUCGAAAGAGAUCUGUACAGAAGUUUACCAGAACAUCCAGCUUUCCAAGAUGGAGAAGGGAUUGAUGCAUUGCGGCGUAUCCUGACUGCGUAUUCUUUCCGUAACCCUAAUAUAGGGUAUUGUCAAGCGAUGAACAUAGUAAGCUCGGUGCUAUUGCUAUAUGUGAAAGAAGAGGAAGCGUUUUGGCUUUUGGUAGCAAUUUGUGAACGAUUGCUGCCAGAUUAUUAUAAUAACAAAGUCGUUGGAGCUCUGGUUGAUCAAGGAGUCUUUACUGAGCUAGUGGAACGCUCACUACCAAAUAUUGGUGCUAAGCUUUCCGAGCUUGGAUUGGGCGAUAUGGUAGCGUUAUCGUGGUUCUUGACAAUCUUCCUCAGUGCGAUAAAGUUUGAUGCUGCAGUAAGGAUACUGGAUUUGUUCUUCUUCGAGGGAGCAAGGUUAAUGUUUCAAGUGGCAAUGGAAAUGCUACGCGAAAAUGAAGCCAUGAUUUGUAACUCGAAGGAUGAUGGGGAGACACUUAUGGCUUUAUCCUCUUAUGCAGACUGUAUCCAUGAACAUGCGUCAGAAGAUGGCGGCAAGAGAUCUGUGGGUGCCCUCUUGACAGCCUCAUAUAGAGAUUUCGGUUAUGCGUUCACCAACGAGCAGAUUGAGAGGCUUCGGUUGAAGCAUCGUUUGAAGGUUGUACAGACUCUUGAAGAUAGUCAGAUGAGGAGCAUAAUACGAAGUGUUGGUAAAGAAUGCAAGUUUUCUACAGAAGAGUUGGAAACCCUCUACAACAUUGUAAAGGAAGAACAUCUUUUAUCAUGGCGACUUCGAAUUGGAGUGACAGCAAGAUGUCAAGCGGCUUCACUUACGGAAAGACCAAAGCCAGAUCCAUGUGCGCAAUCUCAGUACAGGUUGGAUUACGACCUGUUCUAUGAAGUAAUGAGGCGCUUACUUCCAUGGCCGGUCACUUCCAACUUCGUAGUUCGUCUUUUUAGGUUACUCGAUGUGUCUGAUAGUGGACUACUGACAUUCCGUGAUUUGGCUCUUACCCUAUCUCUACUCCUACUCGGUGACGCUACCGAAAAAUUAGCGGUUAUCUAUAAAUGCCACAUUCCACCAGCUUUCAAUAUGGCUGACCUUGACGACAUAGCCUCAGUGGAGGAUGUGCGAGAGGGUUGGUUGGUUGUGGAAGGUGAAACUCCUGAAGUUGCUGUUGAUGCAAUGGAUAUGUUAGAUCCUCCGAAGUCAUCCGAGGGCCCAUCAGCUGAGAGUAGCCCCUCGAAAUGUGGCGAUUCCGUUAGUGAAAUUAGCACUGUCACUAGUGCAGUGGUUGUGGACAAUCCCAAGUCAAGCGCAUCGUCCUUGCUUGACUUGAUUGCUGCCAAGUCUGGCGGAAGUAAUUCAUCCGAUUCUAGUCAAGAACAAAUCCAAAUUGCGGAUGAAGCCAGUGAAGAAGCUGUGUCAUUAGUGGAAGAUUCCAUCACUAAACUAAAGAAUUUGCGAGCUACCGUUUUGUCACCAAACGCUGCUAAUUUACGUUUGGAAAUCAAGACGCUUCCGCCCAUCAAUCAGGUUCAAUUUAUCCAGCUGUGGAAGACCUUAUACGAUAUGCUGAAUGCAAAUGAAGCAGAUCAGCCUUUGUUCCAUUCACUCGCGGUCGUAGGAACUCUUCUGUUCCAACUUGGUGAAACACAUCGAGAGUUGAGAGCCAAGAUGGUAGCAGAAAUAGCAGAUGCCAUGAAAGAAGACGGUGAUAGUCCGUCGCCUGAAAAAUCCGCAUCACCCGAAGCGAAACAAGAGGAUGAAGAUACGCUAACACCAGAGGAAGAUCUGAGCACUGCACAGAGGAGACGCAUUGCUGCGCUUCAGACUGGAGUGGACGAGAAAGAAUGGCAUAUAAAUUUCGAGCAAAUUCUUGCCACACUACUUAGUGAACACCCGCUUGCAAAUUAUUUUGAAAGGAAAUAUACUUUACAAGGGCUUGUACGGAGAUAUCGUAAACAUCGAUUUGAUUCGACGAGAAGUUCGGAAUCGAAUGGUUCGCAGCACUAAUUUCUUACUUUGUACUUAUCUGUAACAUAUCUUUCAACUAUAAUCACUUCAUUUCUCUCAUUCUUCGGUGAUUCCUUCUACUUUUUUGAUUCUUUCACUGAAAGCGACGAAUUUACGUAUUAUCUGUAGAUAACUGUGUCCUCCCUAUGCUUGAAAAUAUGCCUUUUUUUGUGGGAUUAUUUGAGCUUUUUUUUCACUCAUUAGCUUCAAACUGCAUUCAUUGUGCCUACUUUGCUCUAACAAUUCUUCUUCCUC